UGUUUUGGUUUCCCUUUAAACUAUAUUCUAUUUACAUAACUCAAAGGAAUGAGUGAUUUUCGAGAAAGGGUCCAUGAAGUUAUGCACGGUUUUGAAAUUUCCACUGAAACGCUUAAAAGAGUAUCAGACAUCUUGCUCGAUGAAUUCAAUAAAGGAUUAUCUAAAGAUAAAAGUUCGAGUGUAAAAAUGUUGCCGAGUUUCGUGAGAGAUAUACCAAACGGACAGGAAGAAGGAAAAUUUCUUGCAUUAGAUUUAGGAGGGAGUACGUUUCGAAUUUUAUUUAUCGAAUUAGAGGGAAGAAACUUCAAAACGACUCACGAAGUUUUUGAGUUAACAGAAUCGACAAUGACAGGACCAGGUAAAGCUCUGUUUGACAGCAUCGCUAAUUGCUUAGCUGAAUUCGUAACAAAAUACAAGUUGGACAGAGAAGUUUUACCUUUAGGAUUUACAUUUAGCUUUCCAUGUGUGCAAAAAGGCCUAACAGAGGCAUUUCUAAUUCGCUGGACAAAGGGAUUUCGGUGUCCCGGUGUUGAAGGGAAAAACGUGGUGCAAUUGCUUCGCGAUGCGAUUAGUAGGCGAGGGGACGUUAAUAUCGACAUUAUAGCAGUUGUGAACGAUACAACUGGUACUCUUAUGUCAUGUGCCCAUAGAAAUGAAAAUUGUAGAGUCGGUGUCAUUAUCGGCACCGGUACAAACGCUUGCUACAUGGAAAAUUUGGAAAACGUUGAAAAAUGGAAAGAAGACACAGAAGAACCACGGCAAGUCAUCAUCAAUUGCGAAUGGGGAGCAUUUGGCGACAAUGGCUGCAUUGAUUUUUUGCGUACUCCAUUUGAUCAAGAGGUAGAUGAGGCAUCCAUAAACCCUGGAGAACAGUUGUUUGAAAAAAUGAUAUCUGGAAUGUACAUGGGUGAACUUGUGCGGAGAAUUAUUAUCAAACUAGCCAAUGAAGGUGAAUUUAACAAUGGCAUCGUCACUGAAAAAUUGUCCGAAGAAUAUGCCUUCAAAACAAAGUACCUUUCUUUUAUUGAACAUGACGUUAGAGGUGAACAGGCAACAGAAGAAAUUCUCAUGAAAAUGGGUAUAAAGGAACCUUCUGAGAAAGAUUGCUCAAUUGCACAACUUGUCUGUUGUUUGGUAUCUACUAGAGCUGCUCAUUUGGUAUCUGCUGGUGUAGCAACUAUAUUAAAUAAGAGAAAACAGAAUUUUACAACCAUUGGCGUGGAUGGAUCUGUUUAUCGGUAUCAUCCUUUGUUUAAAUCGAAGAUGGAAGACAAGAUUAAGGAACUCGUUGAUCCUAAAUAUGAAUUUGAGUUGAUGUUAUCGGAAGAUGGAAGCGGGAGAGGUGCAGCUUUGGUAGCCGCUGUAGCCAAAAGACUCAACGAAUUAAAUGAAUAAUUUC
This is a messenger RNA of Parasteatoda tepidariorum (common house spider), 1399 nucleotides long. Its product is annotated as hexokinase-2. Gene Ontology annotation, cellular component: mitochondrion; cytosol. Gene Ontology annotation, molecular function: glucokinase activity; ATP binding; fructokinase activity. Gene Ontology annotation, biological process: glucose metabolic process; intracellular glucose homeostasis; glycolytic process. The record is from RefSeq and is a predicted model, not a curated record. NCBI's taxonomy places the organism in Eukaryota, Metazoa, Arthropoda, Arachnida, Araneae, Theridiidae.